Messenger RNA from Lates calcarifer (barramundi perch), 2871 nucleotides. RefSeq names its product TBC1 domain family member 12. Bases 28 to 2109 code for a protein of 693 amino acids. The transcript has 15 exons. Lineage: Eukaryota; Metazoa; Chordata; Actinopteri; Centropomidae. The record is from RefSeq and is a predicted model, not a curated record.
GCCGGCCUGAAGGCUCCGUGUCCCGGUAUGAAGCUCCGGAGGAGUCCGCGGUCUGUUCACCGGAGAAGAGGAGCCGCAGCCGGGUUCGUUUCUGCCGAGCGGCGCCGACAGGAGCUCCACAGAGAGGAGACUUUUAUUUUUUACGUCAGAGACAGGAAGUGUGCUUGCUGUGGACGUUGGGGUGAAAUGGAAAGAACUGAUGAUGGUUCCUUAGCAACCGUAAGAAACCCCGCCUUCUCUGCUGAUGUCAUCACUGGGGGUCAGCAGGUCACAUGUUCAGGAGAGGGAGAGGACAUUACCUGUGCACAUCACUGCGACCCAGAAGGACCAAUCAGAAGCUGCUCUGAUGUCACAGAGACAGAUGACCAUCAUGGGGCGGGGCUUAAUACAACUGAUGAUGUCACCAGUACGUUACAUACAGACAGGAAGAGUUCCUGCUCAGACAGUAAGGCGUCCCGCACCGAGGGGUCAAAGGUGAACCCUCGUCGCGAGCUGGAUGGUCUCUGCAGUGGUGGAGCUACGGCCUCAGACUCUGGUUCACAGGACACGGACGUGACUUUUGACCUCCCGGAGGUCGGCUCCGAUGACGAGGAGGCCUUCGUCACAGAGGAGCAGCCGGCAGGUCAGUCGACCCCGCCCACCGCCGCCGCUCCUCGCUCCAGGAACACAUUUGAGUGCGGCCGCCGGCAGAGCGCUCCGAGCGAGCUGGGUCAGGACGACGGAGGAGAAUCGGGGUCUGAGCUCCAGUCCAGGAGACCCGGGAUCGUCGAGUACUUCAGCAGCAGGAAGCAGCGAUCCGUCAGUCAUUGUGUUCCCGGGUGGAAGUUGUUUGGGAAAGUUCCUCCGAGACAGAGUCCAUCCAAACAGGCCCAGGUCAUCCAACAGGAGUUCGAGGCCCGCAGCUCUCCUACCCAUCAUGCCACGGGGCAGCAGAGCAGGAGGAAGGUGGAGUUUGAGCCGCUGUCGACCACAGCGCUGAUCCUGGAGGACCGCCCGCCGAAUCUUCCCGCCAAGUCGGCCGACGAGGCGCAGAGACACCGGCAGCAGUACGAACAGAUGGUGGCCAGAGCCAAGAGAAGAGAGCUGAAGGAGGCACAGAGGAGGCAGCAGCAGAGGGAGGACAGGUUCAGACAGGAGGAGGUGAUCGCCAACGCCACGCUGGUCUGGAACCAGAACAUCCUGCCGCACUGGGAUUCCAUGAAGUCGAGUCGUCGCGCUCAGGACCUGUGGUGGGGUGGUUUACCUCCGAGUGUCCGGGGACGAGUGUGGAGCCUCGCCAUCGGCAACGAGCUCAAUGUCACUGCAGAGCUGUAUGAGAUCUUCCUCUCCAGAGCGAGGGAGAAGAGGAGGGAGCUCAGUGAGACAGAGUCUGAUGACGCAGCGUCCCUGGUGGACAGAGAGUCCAGUCUGGAGCUGAUCACUCAGGACAUUUCCAGAACCUUCCGAUUGCUCUGCGUCUUCCAGAAGGGUGGUCCUUAUCAUGACCUGCUGCAAAGCAUCCUGGGAGCUUACGCCUGCUACAGACCUGAUGUGGGAUAUGUUCAGGGGAUGUCGUCCAUAGCAGCAGUGUUGAUCCUGAACAUGGACGAAAUUGAAGCCUUUGUCAGUUUCUCCAACCUGAUGAACCGACCCUGUCAGCUGGCAUUCUACAGAGUCGACCACCAGCUGAUGUUCAGGUAUUUCGGGGCCUUCCAGGUGUUUCUGGAGGAGACUCUUCCUCGUCUCUUUCUUUACUUCCAGUCUUUAGGUCUGACCCCUGACCUCUACCUCAUGGACUGGAUCCUGUCUCUCUACACGAAGCCCCUCCCUCUGGACGUGGCGUGCAGAGUUUGGGACGUUUUCUUUCGGGACGGGGAGGAGUUUCUGUUCAGGACGGCUCUGGGGAUCCUGAGGCUGUACCAGGACGUCCUGCUGCACAUGGACCUCAUCAGCAUCGCUCAGUUCCUGUCCCGCCUCCCUGAUGAGGAGCUGCUCUCUGAUAGGCUGUUCUCCUGCAUCUCGGCCACGCCCAUGCUGAGCGGGAACAGGAAGUGGAGUCAGGUUUUGACUUCCUGCAGAGACUCAGGAGCGGAGCGGCAGCUGAACGACUCGUUAGUUUCUGGACUCUGACUCUUGAGGUUUACAGGGUUAAUGUGAAAAACAUUCAAAUGAAACUGACAUUUCACUUUUUAUUUAUUUUGUUUUUUUCUGUUGAACUAGAUCAAAAACUAUAAAUUAAUAUUCAAAUAAUAUUUAAUCAAAAUCAAAAUGUUCUUUUUUAAAAUUAAAAUCCAAAACAGAGAAACGUGAAAGAGUUUGAUGAACAAACAUUCACGUUUUUAUUUAUUGACUCGUCUCAGGUGACUUGAGGACUCGACUCAAACUUGUUUCAGGUGACUUUGCGUCUUGAAUCAGACUUGUUUCCUGUGACUCUGAGACUUGACUCGGACUCGUCUCAACUGGUGUAAGAUAAUGCCACGUACUUGUCCUGAGUAACUUGAGACUCAGCUUGGACUUGCUUCAGGUGACUUGAGACUUGACUUGAAGUAGUCUCAGGUGACUUAAAGACUAGAGUCUGACUUGUUUUAGGUAAUUUUAAGACUUGUCAGUGAACAAACAUUCAGAUGUUUUUAUUCACUGACUUGUUUCCUGUGACUUGGGACUCAUCUCAGACUGUUUGUUUACCUAGUUUGUUUCGUAUGUUUCAUAGAAAAGUUCUGAUGAGUUAAAUUUUAAUCUUUAUUAUUAAUUAUAUUCAGUAAAUUCAGAAUCCACAGUUAAACCUGUAGAAACAGAUAUUUACAGUAAAACAUGAGGUGAUGUAAAAUAAACUGGUUUCUGUUUUUAUUUGUUUUUCUUCUUCGUUUUAAUAAAGAUUCAUGUUUUCAUGUA